CAUCUACCUCGACGAUAUAGACUUGCUCCUGAGAUGGCACUGCUGUAUAGUUUGGAUCAACAUGGUAUCAGUCUAUCGACACUAUAUCAUCUUGUCAAAAAUAACAAAGGGCCCUGUGUACUAGUGAUUAAAGAUGCUGACAAUAAUAUCUUUGGUGCUUAUCUUAACGAAUCAUUAAAACCAGGUACGCGUUACUAUGGCACAGGUGAAUGUUUUCUAUGGAAAUGGCAAACACCGGAAUGUCAAAUUACAGCUUACAAAUGGACAGGAAAAAAUGAUUACAUGAUACUUUCAGAACCAGACUUCAUUGCCAUUGGUGGAGGUGAGGGUGUCUUUGGAUUAUGGAUAAACUCGGAAUUAGAGAAAGGAUACAGUCAAUCAUGCCCUACAUUUGAUAAUGAACGAUUAACACCAAGACCAGAAUUUGAAUGUAUAGAGUUAGAGAUUUGGGGUUUCCGUAUUUGA
Rhizopus microsporus ATCC 52813 is the source of this 465-nucleotide messenger RNA. Its product is annotated as TLD-domain-containing protein. The annotation marks the transcript as partial. The transcript is spliced from 4 exons. The record is from RefSeq and is a predicted model, not a curated record. Lineage: Eukaryota; Fungi; Mucoromycota; Mucoromycetes; Mucorales; Rhizopodaceae. Gene Ontology annotation, biological process: response to oxidative stress. Gene Ontology annotation, cellular component: nucleus.